Molecule: messenger RNA, 450 nt
Organism: Suillus plorans
Lineage: Eukaryota; Fungi; Basidiomycota; Agaricomycetes; Boletales; Suillaceae
Exons: 6
Coding region: 150-416 (88 amino acids)
Source: RefSeq, a predicted model, not a curated record
CGCAGCAAGCUAGCCAAGUUUGAACUCACUAAUUUCAAUGAUAUCCCAGCGUCUACGUCACCGCCUUGAUGGGUUCACAGCCCAUUCAUAAGAGCUAAGAGGGCGCACGAUGUGUGUACGUGUGUGUGAAACACAUUUUUGACCUCUAGAUGGUGUAUUCAACUGACGAUAUCGCAGAAGCGAUGAGCUUGCAGUCCGUUAAGUACACACUGGCAUCGAUGGCUACAUUCUGGACCUAUGACUAUGCAUGUUCACUUCAUGAAGAGUGGUCAUUUUUGCUUCGAUCACGCUGGAACAAGAUGAAAGGCCUCUAUAUCAUUACACGAUGCCUCCCUGUUGUCUUUCUGGCCACAAAUCUAUCUAUUUACUUUACCCCAAAUGAGAACCUAGGUGUAUGUGAUGUGGUGGAAGGUUAAAGAUUACUGCGUGAAUUCGCUAGAAAUGCCAGGA